GCCCGCGUCAAAGGAGACGCGAAGCGCGAACUUGCAAGACUGCACACUCGCAAUCGCUUCGCGACGCGAUUCGCUCACGAGUCGGUUAAUCUGUCCUUCUAUGGCGGCUACUUGGUUAUAUUGGGUGCGAACUUGAUCAACCAAAAAUCAAUUUGAUAGUUCCCAGUUUGAAUCAGUGCCUUGCCGCAAACUAAAUCCGAUCAGCUGACGCUUCGGCGCCAUCUUGCCGCGAACCAAACUGCGAAAUCGCCGUGAAGUUGUGCGAGUAUUUCCAUUCUCUGUGCAACUGACUGUGACAGUUACCGUUAUCUUUGUUAUCUCAGACGUCAUUCUAGGAGCACGAAAAAAGUUAAAAUAUUUUCUAUAUUUAUAGUUUUCUAAUACUUAUUGGGACCUCCAGUUAUUCUAAAUUAUAAAGUAGCAAAAGUAGUUAUAAGUGUAUAUCAAAUGCAUUAACAAGACUAAACGAUGGGAAACUCUGGCUUAAAGCAACAUUACGAUAUUGCAUCCAAAACGGGUGUUUUGCAAAUAUCGGAUCAUAAAUUAAAAGAUAUACCGGUAGAAGUUCUCAGUUUGAGUGAUAUUUUGAGGAACUUAGAUUUAUCCAAAAAUAAGUUGGUACAUUUGCCGGAUGAUAUAAGCAAGCUGAAGAAUUUAAAACAACUUAAUGUCGAGUCUAACAGAUUAGAAACAUUGCCUAACUCGAUAGCGAAUCUGAAGAAAAUGGAGUUAUUCAACGCUUCUAACAAUGUGUUAUUAGAAUUGCCAUCGUCCUUCUCAAACUUAAGUAACUUGAAGCAAAUCUACCUAAACAAUAACAAUUUCAAGCAGUUUCCAAUACAACUACUGGGGCUGAAGAAUUUGGAUGUUGUAGAGCUUUCUCACAACAAGAUUACAGGGAUACCUAGUGGCAUGUCUCAAUUAUAUGCGGCUGAACUGAACUUGAGUCAAAAUGAGAUUUCAUUCAUCAGUGAAGACCUCCACCAGGCACCAAGGUUAAAAAUCUUGAGAUUGGAAGAGAACUGCUUGAGCCUAGAUGCAAUUAGGCCAAGUUUGUUGCGGGACUCCAAGAUCCAUACUGUAAACUUAGACGGCAACCUUUUUGAGUCUAAGCAGCUGGCUUCUAUGGAAGGCUACAAUGAAUACAUCGAAAGAUAUACUGCAAUGAAGAAAAAAAUGUUUUAAAUGUCUUUCAGUGUAUUGAGCUAGUAUCUUUGAUUUUGUUAGUAUAGCACAGGUUUUAUAAUGCACUUUACACAAACUGAAUUCAACUACAUUAUGUUAUUGUCAUCACUCACACUUAGGUUUCUAUGACUCCUUCAAAAAGCUGCUUCAGUGCCCUCAAAGUUACACUCUCUGUUUAAAACUUAAGUUAAACUAAUAUCUAAGUCUGGUCUAGAUUUUGUUGCUAAAAAUUAGUAUGCAAAGAAAAUAGAUACAUUGUAAACUCUAUAUAGUAUCACUCAAAAGACCAGUACCCCUAGUGUAAAUAAAUUCGAUUUCCAAACGUGACGUACGCAUUUGCGUUUAGUCUCAUUUUGUAUUGGAUUUCGAAAGAGCGCGCCAAGCGGGACGUUUUGGAAACUCAAAAUCCUAUACAAAAUGAGACUUAACGCAAACGCGUUCGUCACGUUAUGAUGUCGAUCAAAGUUACACUAGGGGUACUGGUGUUUUUUGACACUAUAGAGAGUUUUCGUUUUAUAGAAAUAAAUUAUUAUUAAAGUAAAUCAAAUAUAGCCAACAAAUGUCGACUUUAUAGGGAGUGAAUUGUUAUAUUGAGUGACGAUAUAUGGAGUUUUCAUCACACUUGCUCGAAAAAGAUCUUAUGCAGGUGGGCUAAAGGACUAAGGCCUAUUUUGUUCCCGCAGGAGUUAUGGAUUGUGAAAAAAAAGCUAUCCCUAGGGAGUCAUAGCUUUUUUCUUCAAUUAUGUCACUUAUUCAUACAAACCAAGUAGCAUAUAUGACUUUUACUUUUAAAAUACUGACAUUAAUAAUUUAAUAUUUUUACAUAAUUUUCAAUCGUGGCUGAAUACCAAAUAGGUCUGCACCUUCGAUGCCUCACCUGUCAAGAAAUUAAAAAAUGGCAGACAAAUGUUUGAUAUGUCACCAUAUUUAAGAAUUAUUUCGCUUAAAGUUUAGUUGUUUCUUGGCAAGUGUGAUGAAAACCAUCAUGUGUAACUCUGGGGGGUAAGAAUAUUGCAAACUCGGGUCCCUUGUAUCCAAAAUUUCACUUACCCCUAGUUGCACAAUGUACUAUUACACUGUAUAUACCAGAUAGUUUUGUAAAACUUUUACUUGCUCUCACUUCUCUAUAUAUCAAUGGCUGGGUUCAUGUGGGUCUUAAUAAUUAUGUUAACUGAAAAAAUGUACAGUAACAAUCUGAACCUUUUUUUUAUUAUUAUUAAAGCUUUAUUUGUUCUACAGUCAGAUUGUUGUUAUUUGUUUUUUUAUUUCUUUAACUUUGUUUUGGGGCUGACUGCAGAUCCCAUCUGCUGGGUGAAAGCCUCCUCACGUUUUCUCCACUCAUCCCAGUCUUGGGCUUUUUGGAGCCAGUCUUUUCCUGCGACCUUUUGGGCCUUCUUUGGAGCCUCCGUCCUGCCGGUCCGGUCCAUUUUGUUGCUACUAAUGUUCAUCUUUUGUCUUUAUAUCUGGCUACAUGACCUGCCCAUUGCCAUUUUAGAUGAAGAGCUUGUUGAAGAGCGUCCGUAAGUUUGGUCUUCUGAACCUUACCGCUUUGUAUUAUUAAACCGCAAUCAGAAUAUGAUUUGGCACAUGUCAUUUACUGUCAAUGGUAGAGUGUGCAGAUAAAUGAAAAUACUUAUUUCGGCUUGGAAAAAACAUGAAAUUCAUUAUAUUUUUCGUUAAUUUAGUUUUAUUUGAAUAAUUAAUGGAAUGAAUAUUCCACAAUUCAUAUUUUAUAGAGAGAUAAUUGGACAGUGUUAUGAAAUAACUAAUAAGCGAUCAAGCGACAGUUAGUUGAAAUCGAGAAAAUGAGCUCGAAAGAUUUGAAAUUUGAAUCAGUUAUUGUAAGUUCAUUUUUUAAGCAAAAAAGUUAAUUUUCAUAUUCAUAUUCAUAAUUUAAAUAAAUUAAAAAAAUAACACCAUACCUAUUCAAGUUUCGAAGUUAUUCAUGUUUUUCCCUUUGAUACUUUAUUGCACUAAUACUGCGAUGAGGUUAAUUUAUUUCGUCGUAGCGAACUAUGAGACAUAUAUUGUCGCUUGAUUCUUUAAUGCAAAUUGUUAGAGGUGAAGUGAAUAAUGGAAUAAAAUAAAAUUCCAUAAAUUUGAGUAAAUAGUUAUAUUCUAAAUAAAUCAACAACAAUGUUUUCCUCCACAAUGAUUAGGACUAAUCCGUCUAACAAUUUAGUUUUGUACUGCAAUCAACUUUUUUUAUAAAUGUCAAAAAAAUCAGCAUAAAUGGCAGAAUUGGCGUUCUAAUUAAUAUUAAUUCAUUAUUACUAGCCAGGAUUACACACAUUAUAAUAUAACAACUUAGUACGUAACAACGUACUUAGUUCUCAUUAAGCGAAAUAUCCUGCAAUUUAAAAUAUGUAACAAGGAAUUAAACGACACCAUAGGGCGGUUAAAUCGAUAUUGCGUUAAUAAAUCAUUAAAACGUUAAACCAAAACGAAUUAACAACAUCUUUAUGGCGUUUAACUCGUUUUUGCGAUUUAGAAUAUACGCUUAUUAUAAUUUGUAAAAGUAAAUUGGCGUUCAAUUCGUUUUUACGUAACGAGUUAGUGCAUAGGGCUAUACAUAUUUUAACGUGUCGCUUGAUUCUACCCCUUAAAAUAAGGCUGUAAGCAUGAUUUUUCCACAAAGAAAUAGUCAAUAUUAUUGAUUAUCACAUUUAUAUCCGACCUGCAUUCAUAACUUUUUUUUCGGAUUUUGGCGCUUAGUUCGCUAUUCCAUAACACUGUCCAUUAGUGAUAUAACGGACACAGUUGCACCAUAAGGGUUUUUGGAACGGAACCCCUGACUGUUUAUUGUUGCCAUUAUCUACUAGAGCCUAUGUAAUCCUCAUUGUUCACGCCAUUUCGAAAAAUUUGGCGCGAGAUUUGGCGUUCUUAGGUUAUAACUUUAUUACAUGGAGAUGACAGAUGACUCCUGUCACCCUACCCAUCGAGUUAUAAAUAUUAAUUAAAGCUUAAUAUAACAUGAUCUGAACAUGAUGGGUAGUUAAUUUGAUAAAAAAAUAUAAGUAUAUAAAUUAUACUGUACAGUAAUCAAUUGAGAAAUGCAAACCGCCGAGCCCAACUGAACUGGGAAUGCUUCGCUCGAUUUUGCUUGAUCAGUCAAUAAUUAUCUGGGCUUGCAGUAUGAAUGUUAUUAUCAUAGAUUGACUUAUGACUAUAAUUAUAAAUAAUGUUGUGCUAACAGUACUUUUGAAUCGUGUUCUGAUUUUGGUUGAGUAAUAAUAUAGACUUGCCGUGACUCAUAAUUGGGGCAUGAACAGUGAACAUGUUAGUAUUAUUUAGUGAUGUUUAUUACUAUGUAACAGUCAUUUACACUUAUAAAUAAUUAUAGAGUAAUUUAUUUAUUGUAUUAAAUGUGAUGUUUCAAGGGGA
Cydia pomonella (codling moth) is the source of this 4569-nucleotide messenger RNA. Its product is annotated as leucine-rich repeat-containing protein 57-like. The coding region runs from base 469 to 1185 and encodes 238 amino acids. The record is from RefSeq and is a predicted model, not a curated record. The transcript has a single exon. NCBI's taxonomy places the organism in Eukaryota, Metazoa, Arthropoda, Insecta, Lepidoptera, Tortricidae. Gene Ontology annotation, molecular function: protein binding.